Chenopodium quinoa (quinoa) is the source of this 612-nucleotide messenger RNA. RefSeq lists its product as uncharacterized. Bases 1 to 612 code for a protein of 203 amino acids. The record is from RefSeq and is a predicted model, not a curated record. The transcript has a single exon. Lineage: Eukaryota; Viridiplantae; Streptophyta; Magnoliopsida; Caryophyllales; Amaranthaceae.
AUGAGUGAAGAGGAGCCACAAAAGAGAGAUGAGAUAGUUGUGGUGAGAAGUGAGGAUGAUUUUGAAAAUAAAGUAGUUGAAGUUGAGAGAAAAGAGCAACAAAAGAGUGAUGAGGGAGCCACAAAGAAAGAUGAGGGAGAUAAAGAAGGAAUAGAAAAGCCCCCUAUGAGAGUAUAUAAGCCCCCCGUUCCGUUUCCUCAUAGAAUUGUAGAGAAAAAGUUGAAUGAGAAGUUUUCAAAAUUUCUUGAAGUCAUGAGAGGACUUCAAGUGAACAUCCCCUUUCUUCAUGCCAUGUCACAAAUGCCUACCUAUGUAAAAUUUUUGAAGGAUCUUCUAUCCAACAAGAGUAGGCUUGAAGAGAGUGCAACCAUCUCCCUUCCUAAAGAGGUGAGUGCAAUCAUUCAAAACAAGCUUCCCCAAAAGCUUGGUGACCCCGCUAGCUAUGCAAUACCGGUGAAGAUUGGAGAUUUAGAAGCUAUGGAUUCUUUAUGUGAUCUUGGGGAAAGUGUGAGCUUGAUGCCCUAUUUUAUUGCAAAGAACUUGAAAGUUGGAGACUUGAAACCAACAAGAAUGUCCUUACAACUAGCCGACCGCACGGUUAGGCUACCUUAG